AUGGACAGUCCAAUUCCCAAGCCAAGCAUAUCUGUCGACGAAAAACAGUCUUUAGAUCGCCAUUCAUCGAAUGCAGAUGAUCAUUCAAACCAUGGGCCAGCAGGAAAGCGCAAGCUGCCAUUAGGCUGGAAGAUCCUCAUGAUCGUCUUGACCUGCCUCUGCACAUUCGGGAACCACUGGUCGAAUGCCCUCAUUGUUGCUCUCAAGACGACGAUAAUCAAGAAUCUCCAUAUAAAUAAUUCGCAAUUCGCAACAUUGGUUGCCGUCACCAAUCUCGUUAAUACCUUCCUGUGCAUCGGAAUUGGCUUUUGCAUAGACAGAUGGGGCGGAGCACCCCUUUCAGUGGUCCUUGCAUUUUUUCACCUCUGCGGCUCCGUGGUUAUGUCUGGCUCGGCCACGAACCACCUGAAUAGCUAUCCACUGCUGAUUUUUGGCAAAGUCCUAGCUGCUAUCGGAGAUGGGUCGUUGGACAAUGCGCAGCAUCGCAUAUUCUCAACGUACUUUGCGCCAGGGAAAGGCUUUGCGUUCUCCAUCGGAGCAAUAUGGUACGUGGGCUUUGCGAUACGUCUGCAGCCUUCUUAUAUCGUUGAGAAAAGGUCGGUGGCCAAUCUAGCGCAAUUCACCGGACAGUCAACUGCCAACAUCAUAUCGACUAACACACACACGUUCGCCUGGACCUUAUGGAUCAGCUCCAUCAUUGCGUUGUUCUCUCUGCUAUGCGCGAUCGCCUUGGUCUUCUUGGACCGCUACCUCCGUGUCAAGUAUGAUGUCACAGAUCAGACCAGCGGGGAGCGUCACGUAGGCCGCAUCAAGACCGGCACGUUCAAUCUCUCGGCUAUAAGACAUCUACCCAUUACCUUUUGGCUCAUCGUCCUUUUUGCCGUGUUCGAGAAUGCUGGAGUGCAAUCCUUUGUCUCGAUCUCCACACAAUUUGCGCAGCAGAGAUUGCAAAAGGACGCUGUGAUUGGGGGAUGGGUUUCAAGCUUCUACUUGCUGUUGCCUGCAGGUCUGACUCCGUUCCUCGGCAUCUUCAUCGAUGUCUUCGGCCACCGUGUGUCGUUCCUGUUUGUAUCGGGACUCACCUUCCUGAUCUCUAUGCUACUUCUCAAGUUCUCGCACACAGUUCCCUCAUUUGUGACACCGGCGCCGCAAGUUGAGAUAGUCCGAAGCAUCAUACCCGAUCCUUCUUACUUCGCCACAGGGUUUGCUAUUAAAAAGUCAGUGGUACAAGCCUCCAUCGUGAUCAUCACUACCGCUGCUGGGAGACUCCAGGAUCUGUCUCCGACGGACUCUCUAGACCCCGCCGUUUCCCUUUGGCUUUCAUACGCCUUCGUUUCAGUAGCAGUAUCUGGACUUCUCCUCGUCCUUUCUUUUGGAAAGACCACCUUGCCUGCCGCCCGCCUCAGCCAGGUGCGUCCGACGGACAAGAAGGGGGAGUUGGAGGCGAUAUGGAGGGCACAGGUCCGUGGUAUCUCUGGAGAAGAAGAGCUGAGCUGGCAAGAGAAGGAGAAGAUCCUGAAAUCACCUUCGGAACGUUCGACAUUGCUCGUCUCGUUUGUCUACCCUCUCAUCGCGCUUGUCAUCAUCAUUUUGGGAUGGGUCAUGUUCGGGCUCGGAGCGGGCUGGGGCGUGCAUGGGAGUGUCAUCGCGGGAACGACUGGGGAGUAG
This is a messenger RNA of Heterobasidion irregulare TC 32-1, 1668 nucleotides long. RefSeq names its product MFS sugar transporter. Bases 1 to 1668 code for a protein of 555 amino acids. Gene Ontology annotation, molecular function: transmembrane transporter activity. Gene Ontology annotation, biological process: transmembrane transport. The transcript has 12 exons. Lineage: Eukaryota; Fungi; Basidiomycota; Agaricomycetes; Russulales; Bondarzewiaceae. The record is from RefSeq and is a predicted model, not a curated record.